Messenger RNA from Puma concolor (puma), 1763 nucleotides. It is a transcript of the gene TARDBP, whose product is annotated as TAR DNA binding protein. The record is from RefSeq and is a predicted model, not a curated record. Gene Ontology annotation, molecular function: RNA binding. Gene Ontology annotation, biological process: regulation of gene expression. Gene Ontology annotation, cellular component: chromatin; nucleoplasm. Lineage: Eukaryota; Metazoa; Chordata; Mammalia; Carnivora; Felidae.
GUGGGAGCGAAGCGGUAGCUGGGCUGCUCCUGGAACCGUCGCUGCUUCGGGUUCCCUGUCGGGCUUCCUAGCAGCGGCCUAACAGAAAACUAAGAGAAGAUGUCUGAAUAUAUUCGGGUAACCGAAGAUGAGAACGACGAGCCCAUUGAAAUACCAUCAGAAGACGACGGGACGGUGCUGCUGUCCACGGUUACAGCCCAGUUUCCAGGGGCCUGUGGGCUGCGCUACCGGAAUCCAGUGUCUCAGUGUAUGAGAGGCGUCCGGUUGGUGGAAGGAAUUCUGCAUGCUCCCGAAGCCGGCUGGGGAAAUCUGGUAUAUGUUGUCAACUAUCCCAAAGAUAACAAAAGAAAAAUGGACGAGACGGAUGCUUCUUCAGCAGUGAAAGUGAAAAGAGCUGUCCAGAAAACAUCUGAUUUAAUAGUGUUGGGUCUCCCGUGGAAAACGACUGAACAGGAUCUAAAAGAAUAUUUUAGUACCUUUGGAGAGGUUCUUAUGGUUCAGGUCAAGAAAGAUCUCAAAACUGGUCAUUCAAAGGGGUUUGGUUUUGUUCGUUUUACGGAAUAUGAAACCCAGGUGAAAGUAAUGUCACAGCGACAUAUGAUAGACGGACGAUGGUGUGACUGUAAACUUCCUAAUUCUAAGCAAAGCCCAGAUGAGCCUUUGAGAAGCAGGAAGGUGUUUGUUGGGCGCUGUACAGAGGACAUGACCGCUGAUGAGCUGCAGCAGUUUUUUUGCCAGUAUGGAGAAGUGGUAGACGUCUUCAUUCCCAAACCGUUCAGGGCUUUUGCCUUCGUGACGUUUGCAGACGAUCAGGUUGCCCAGUCUCUUUGUGGAGAGGACUUGAUCAUUAAAGGAAUCAGCGUCCAUAUAUCCAAUGCUGAACCUAAGCACAAUAGCAAUAGACAGUUAGAAAGAAGUGGAAGAUUUGGUGGUAAUCCAGUUCAUCUCAUUUCAAAUGUUUAUGGAAGAAGCACUUCAUUGAAAGUAGUGCUGUAAAUAUUCUGCCAUAGGAAUACUUCCGUCUACAUGCUCUCUCAUUCAAGACUUCGUCAUCACACUGCACAGGCUGCGUCUUUGACGGUGGGUGUCCCAUUUUUAUCCGCUACUCUUUAUUUCAUGGAGUCGUAUCAACGCUAUGAACGCAAGGCUGUGAUAUGGAAACCAGAAGGCUGUUUGAACUUUUGAAACCUUGUGUGGGAUUGAUGGUGGUGCCGAGGCAUGAAAGGCUAGUAUGAGCGAGGAAAGGAGAGAGCGCGUGCAGAGACUUGGUGGUGCAUAAUGGAUAUUUUUUAACUUGGCGAGAUGUGUCUCUCAAUCCUGUGGCUUUGGUGCGAGAGUGUGCAGAGAGCAAUGAUAGCAAAUAACGUACGAAUGUUUUUUGCAUUCAAAGGACAUCCACAUCUGUUGGAAGACUUUAAGUGAGUUUUGUUCUUAGAUAACCCCGUUAGUUGGAUGUGUUAAGUGAAACGAUACUUGUAUUUCCCCUCCCCUUUUGUCAACUGCUGUGAAUGCUGUAUGGUGUGUGUUCUCUUCUGUUCCUGAUCUGUAAGUGUGGUCCUGUGAACUGAAGCUGGUGGGUUGAGAACAUGGACUGAGCUUGUGGUGUGCUUUGCAGGAGUACUUGGAAGCAGAGUUCACCAGUGAGCUCGGGGUGUCGCCACGAAGGGUGGAAGUUCUAAUGUCUGUCAGCUACCCAUAAGAAUGCUGUUUGAUGCAGUUCUGUGUCCUGUGCUUGGAUGCUUUUUAUAAGAGUUGUCAAUGUU